CAGAUGAGCGACAGAGUCAUCUGGAGGUUGCGUGUACACAGCUGGCAAGGCGAGCGUGAAAAUGGCCAAAUCGGGGAAACUUCGAUCUGGGACUGCUUCGAAACUCAAACGAUGGAAGAAAGGACACAGCAGCGACUCCAACCCGCAGACGAAUCGACAUCGACAUGCCGCUAAAAGUCGCUUUUUCAGCCGACCCUCCGGAAAAAGUGAUCUGACAGUUGAUGCGCUCAAGCUCCACAAUGAGCUGCAGACGGGUCCGCUGGAGAUCAAAACGGCAAGCCUGAAAGAUGCAUGCAUGGAGGACGAGCCGGAUCAGGCAUUGUCGGAUAGGACGUCGGGCACCUUCCUCAGCGGCCUCUCGGACUGCUCCAACCUGACCUUCAAGAAGGUACAACGCUUCUGGGAGUCCAACUCAGCUGCUCACAAAGAGAUCUGCGCUGUGUUGGCAGCUGUUACGGAGGUGAUUCGCAGCCAGGGAGGGAAGGAGACAGAAACAGAGUAUUAUGCUGCUUUGAUGACCACUCUGGAGGUGGUGGAUUCAGCAGAAUCACAGGCUGCAGUUGCGUACCUCCUCAACCUCACCAUGAAAAGGGUUCCAGCCCCAGUGCUCAUUUCCAAAUUCUCAGACACCGCUAAGGUUCUGAUGGACGUGAUGUCCCAGCAGGCCUCGUCUGAAAGCGCAUCAUCUCUCAGAUGGACUGUGUCAUGUUUGGCCAUUCUGUUGAGGAAACAGGACACGACUGUGUGGACUUACCCGUCCACUCUUCAGGCAUACCACGGUCUGCUCAGCUUCACCGUGCACAGCAAACCCAAGGUGCGUAAAGCGGCACAGCAAGGCGUGUGUGCCAUACUACGAGGGAGCGACUUCCUGUUCACAGACAAAGCACCCGCCCAUCACCCCGCUGCCGCGUCCACGGCCAAGUUCUGCAUCAAGGAGAUGGAGCAGGCAGGAGGGAGCAGAGAAGACACCACCACGCUCCACGUGCUGGGCCUCCUGAAGGAGCUGAUGUUGACUUUCCCCCACGGGGCAAUCAAGUCGUGUUGUGAGAUGCUGUUGCGUGUCAUGACGCUCAGCCAUGUGCUGGUUACUGCCAGCGCCAUGCAGACCUUUCACAGACUCUUCAGCGGGAAGUCCAGCACCUCAAACCUGUCACCUGAACUCAAUGCACAAAUCAUCACCGCGCUGUACGACUACCAGCCCAGUGAGAGUGACCUGCAGCCUCUGCUGGCCUGGCUUGCCGUCAUGGAGAAGGCGCACGUUCACUUGGCAAGUUUGCAGAGUUCUCUGAGUCUGGGCCACCUGCCUCGCCUCUUCUCUGCUGCCAUGUCCUGCUUGUUGUCCCCUCACAUGCAGGUGGUCUCUGCAGCCGCCAGCAUGCUCAAGACGCUGUUGACUGAGUGUGUGGGUCCUCGCAUGGAGGAAAUUGGCAUGGUGUCAGCCACAGCCUCUGCAGGGAACCCGUCCUAUGUCUGCAAAAUGUUCCGUAUCGUAGAGGUAGGCUUGUCCUAUCGCUUCCAUGCCUCCUGGCCCUUUGUUUUGCAAAUACUUGGUUGCUUCUACAAGGUUGCGGGGAAACGUGCGCAUCCCGUCAUGACCAAGUCUUUGCAGUCUCUUGCCGACCUGCGUGCCACUCCUCGAUUCCCAUAUAGUGGCGAGCUGGAUCUGGCGGUUGGGGGCGCUGUGGAGAGCAUGGGCCCCGAGGUUGUGUUGGGGGUCGUGCCUCUCAACAUCACUGGUGAUGACGAUGACCUGGACUUCCCACGGAGCUGGCUUGUCCCGGUCAUCCGCGAUCAUGUGAAGAACACUCAUCUGGGCUUCUUCACUUCCUAUUUCCUCCCUCUGGCCUCUACGCUCAAGCAGAGAGCUGAAGAUUUUGAGCAAGCGGGUCAGAAACUGGAAGCCAAAGUCUAUCAGACCUUACAGCUUCAGAUUUGGACCAUGCUUCCUGGUUUUUGCAUGUGUCCCGUGGACCUGGUAACGUCUUUCAAAGGCGUCGCCCGCUCCCUCGGCACGGCCAUCAACGAGCGGCCCGACCUGAGGCUCACCGUCUGCCAGGCUCUGCGCACCAUCAUCAAUAAGAGCUGCACGAUUGAGGAGGAAAAGGACGAAAUGGGUCGUUUCUCCAAGAACUUCCUGCCCAUCCUCUUCAAUGUGUACAGCCAGCAACCUGCCGAGGGAGAGUCUGGGGCAUACAGAAUGGCCGUCUUGGACACCAUUAAAGUCUACUUGACUAUAACUGAACAGCAGAUGAUCAACGCGUUCCUGCAAAAAGCCACAGAGAGAUUGACUCGUGCAGAAAGCACAGAGUUCACACGGUUGUCGAUGAUGGACCUUGUUGUUGCCAUGGCGCCCUUCUUGGAUCAGCUAACCAUGACGAAGACUUUUGAGCUCAUCAGGCCAUAUUUGGAGAUUAAAGAACCGGGCAUGCAGAAGAAGGCAUACCGCGUACUCGAGGAGAUGUGCGCGGGCGAGCGAGACGAGUGCAGCUCGUUCGUCUUGGCCAACUUUGAGACUCUGAAGGCGGUCUUGGUGGAGACUCUGAAAAAUGCUUCGUCCCCAGCAAAAAGGCCGCGACUGAAGUGUCUGAUCCACAUCAUGAGAAGACUUGACGACGAGCACAAAGACUUCAUUGCCUCGCUGCUGCCAGAGGUGAUCGUAUGCACCAAGGAAAUGUCAGUCGGCACUCGCAAGAACGCGUACACCCUGCUGCUGGAAAUAGGAAACGUGUUUGUGCGCUUCUGUGGGAAUGCUAAAGAGGCCAUGGAGCAGUAUCUGGUGAUGGUGUACGCAGGCCUCACAGGCUCCAUCACCAUGAUCACCUGUACCGUGUUGGCCCUCACACGACUGGUGUUCGAGUAUAAAGACUCCAUUGAGGUGUCCACCAUGGAGCAGCUUCUGCACAACGUGUGUCUGCUGCUGACCUCUCGCACCAGAGAGGUGGUCAAAGCGGCGCUGAGCUUCAUCAAGGUCAUCCUUUUUGUCAUGGAGCCCAAGAGGUUGGCGUCGCACGUCACUGUCAUGAUGGAAGGCAUCGGGAAUCUCACCGAUGACGCGAGGAGACACUUCAGAACCAAACUCAAGAAUAUCUUCACCAAGUUUAUCAGGAAGUUUGGGUUUGAGCUGGUGAAGAGCAUGCUGCCUGUUGAACACCACAAGGUUCUGGCCAACAUUCGCAAGGCGGAUGCUCAUGAUAAGAGAAAGAAACAAGCGGCGGAGCAGCAGGAAUACUCUGACAGCGAAGAGGAGGCUCCUAAAGCUGCCAAUAACAGUAUUGAGGACAUCCUGGCAGGGUCAGACAGCGAUCUGUCAGACGAUGAAGGCAAGGCCGGGAGGAAGAAGAAAGGUGGGAAGCAGCAGAAGGGUCGGGCCUGGCUGAAAGAGGGAGAAGAUGACGACCCUCUCAACUUCUUGGACCCCAAAGUUUCACAAAGAGUGCUUGCCACCAACCCCGAGAAGAAAAAGAAGAGUGCCAAGGCGGCGCACGGCUUCAAAAUGACGUCAGACGGCCGGCUGAUCAUCAGGGGAGAGGACGACGAAGACGACCAGAAAGAUGAGGGCGAGAUGAAUGAUAUUCUGGAAGACGUUGGAGUGAAGAACAAAAAGGCACAAAAGAGGAAACUUCGAGAUGACAACUUUGACGAUAUGGACACAGAACCACAGCACAAAUAUAAAGCUGGUGGGUCGGGCAUCCACAGAUCUCUGGGAGGUAGCAGAGACUUUGGAGCAGACUACAAGUCCAAGAAAGGGAAAGGGGACGUUAAGAAGACGGGCAAACUGGACCCUUAUGCUUAUAUCCCUCUUAAGAAGGCCCAGCUCAAUCGAAGGAAGCGGGCCAAGCUGCAGGGCCAGUUCAAGGGCAUGGUGAGAGGAGCCCAGAAGGGGGCGCUGUCAGGUAGAAAAAUGCAGAAGAGUAAGAGGAGAGCCUGAAGAUGAAUCAGAAUCAUCUUUAUUUGGUAAUGGACUCUUUGGAGAAGAUUCAAGUGUGUGUGUGUGUGUGUGUCUGUGACAUUGUGUACAGCUUGUGUGCAUGUCUAGAGGACAUCAGUUUUUUUUUAAAACUGCCUCGAACUAAUUCUGCUCUUCACAUUGAGAUACAAAGACAAAGUAACAAGUACUUCCUUUAUCGCCCACGUGAGGGCAGUGUUGGGUUGUGGAUGAGAUCAAGAGUCAAUAAAAGAUACUUUAAACGAGA
Messenger RNA from Phycodurus eques (leafy seadragon), 4193 nucleotides. RefSeq names its product ribosomal RNA processing 12 homolog (gene rrp12). NCBI's taxonomy places the organism in Eukaryota, Metazoa, Chordata, Actinopteri, Syngnathiformes, Syngnathidae. The record is from RefSeq and is a predicted model, not a curated record.